Paecilomyces variotii is the source of this 1215-nucleotide messenger RNA. RefSeq names its product integral membrane protein. Gene Ontology annotation, biological process: fungal-type cell wall organization. Gene Ontology annotation, cellular component: plasma membrane; cell cortex of cell tip. The coding region runs from base 133 to 1101 and encodes 322 amino acids. NCBI's taxonomy places the organism in Eukaryota, Fungi, Ascomycota, Eurotiomycetes, Eurotiales, Thermoascaceae. The record is from RefSeq and is a predicted model, not a curated record. The transcript has 2 exons.
AUCGAUCAUUCGUUUCCAUCGGUCAGAGACAGUCGCUAUACAUCGCCAGAAGAGUCCAGACUCCACUAGACUACUACUACUACUACUGACAUUGCGGCCCGUGCAUUGCCAUUUCUGAAAACUAUCUACACAAUGGGAAAAGCAGGCAGAAUCGUGUGCAUCUUCACACCAUAUCUCUUGACCAUUGCAUCGUUAAUCUGUCUCAUCCUCGUUGGUGUGGGAUGCACCAAUAAGAACUCCAGCACUCUCAAUAACCUCUAUUUCUUCCGCGCGGAUCUCCAAAAUCUCACAACGACUGCUUCGGAUGUCAGUUCAACGUUAUCGAGCGCCCUGGGCGCGUCCGACACAAGCAGCAACUUGAGCUCGCUGCUGAACGAAGCAGAAAAGGAGCUGAACCUGAAGGAUUUCUACGACAUUGGACUGUUUGGUUACUGUGACGGAGACGUUACCAACGACGAGUUCAAGACCACCAACUGCUCCAAGGCCAAGGCGGGAUUCUGGUUCAACCCGGUGCAGGUCUGGAACCUGAACGGCACUGGCAUCGAGGACAUCCUCCCCGACAGUCUGCAAAAGGAACUCAACACGUACAAGGCGGUGACCAAGUGGAUGUUUAUCGCCUACAUCAUCGCUUUCGCGGCUACUGUUGUGGAACUAGUCGUCGGCCUCACUGCCAUCUGCAGUCGAUUGGGAAGUUGCAUCACCAGUCUGGUUUCCACCGUGUCGCUGCUCUUCACCAUCGCCGCCUCGGUCACCGCUACCGCCAUGUACGUCGUUUUGACGAACGCCUUCAACAAGGAGCUGAAGUCCUAUGGAAUCACCGGCAGCAUGGGCAGGAACAUGUAUGUCACCACCUGGCUCGCCGUCGCCUUCUCUCUGGCAGCCAGUCUCUUCUGGAUGCUCAGCUCGUGCUGCUGCUCGGGCAGCUCUCCCCGCGGCAACAGACGCAACCGCGGCGUCGUCGGUGCUGAGAAGGCCCCCUACACCUACGAGCCGGUUGGCAGCACGUACGCCCACGGCGCCAACCAGGAACAUCCUGCCAAUGUUCCCGCCCCUGCCUACAACAUGAGAACCACCGCCUACGAACCCUACAGACACGUCUAAGUGACGCAGGCACCAUCACCACAUUCUUAAAAACAAAACAAAAAACCCCAAAUCACCAAAACAUUCCUUAUCCCGAUUUAUCUCAGGGACACACAAUCUACGGCGUUCGACAUA